Molecule: messenger RNA, 1444 nt
Organism: Sinocyclocheilus rhinocerous
Lineage: Eukaryota; Metazoa; Chordata; Actinopteri; Cypriniformes; Cyprinidae
Gene: exd1
Product: exonuclease 3'-5' domain containing 1
Exons: 11
Coding region: 94-1185 (363 amino acids)
Biological process (GO): piRNA processing; nucleobase-containing compound metabolic process
Cellular component (GO): PET complex
Molecular function (GO): 3'-5' exonuclease activity; nucleic acid binding
Source: RefSeq, a predicted model, not a curated record
CUUGAACUAGUUAGACAGUUGUGCUCCACACGUCACGAGCAGUUAAUUAACCGCGACGCUCGGAGCUUCAUUAGUUCAUUAACAAGGCCGGUCAUGGCAUCAUCUUCAGAGGAGAGCAGGUUUCUGGAUGAUCUGAAGAGAAAACGCGUUAGAAUCACUCUGUCCGACACACAGAUCAGCGGCGUGAUCCAGCGCGUCUCUCAGAAGAAGAGCGUGGUGUUAGAGGACGUGUCUGAAGUGAAAAGCGGACGCAAGUUUCCAGGCGUCAAGAUCAUUUUCGGACAUGAAAUUCUUAAAGUGGAAUUUACCAAUCAAGACAACCUUGUUAAUGAAGAGCACACAUCUGAGAUCCACUCGUUCAGGAAGAAGAUGGUGGAUGAUGUCGAUGAGGACGGUGUGCGUUAUGUGGUGAUAGACGAGCUUCAGGAGAAGUUUGGCCCAGCAGUUAUGCACAUCCAACAACAGAAAGUGAUCGGAAUCGGAGCUGAAGUGUUUGGGCAGAUUGCACAAGAGAGACUUUGCUGGUUGCAGGUUGCCACUAAGAAGGUAGUGUACCUGUUUGAUGUCCUCCUGCUCGGUGGGCAAGCGUUUAGAAACGGCCUGUCCAUGAUUCUGGAGAGUCCGCACAUCCUGAAGGUGCUUCAUGACUGCCGCUGCAUCGCCCGGUGUCUGAGAGCAGAGUUCAGAGUCGACCUCACUAAUGUCUUUGACACACAGGUGGCUGAUCUCAUGCUCUUCUACCGCGAGACCGGAGGCUUUCUCCCAGACCGGCUCAGCUCUCUGCAGGAGGUGCUCCGACUCCACCUCAAGCUCCCCGCCUCCGACCUUUCACCCCUGUGCUCCAAAGAGCUCCAGCGCAAGGAGUGUCCUGAGCUGUGGUACCUCCGUCCCUCUCCACCUGCUCUGAUGAACAUCAUGUCUGCUUCGGUCAGUCAUCUUCUCCCGCUGCGCCUCGUGCUUCUGGACGCUCUGAUGUCAGAUUACACCAUUCUGGUAGAUGCAUAUAUGAGCAGCUACCACAACCAGCCUCUUCACAUCGAGCAGAGAGAAGGGACGCUCCCUGCAGAAGUGGAGGAGCUGCUGUGUGUGCUGCAGGAGCGGAGGAACUGGGCGGCUCGACGAUACUCUCUGACCGACGCCGGCCUGCUGAGACGCUCCAGCUUCAACACUCACACCCACAUCUGAUCAAACCCUGUCCAUACAGCAGCCAGUUAAGCUGCAAAAACCUGUGAACUCUGUUCAGUCUGAUGUAGUUGAGCGCAUUUGUCAUAUUGUUAGUCAAAAGAAGACAGAAUUUUUGUUUGUGUGCAGUUUGUUGGACCUCACAGGCACUGUUUCUUUGCUCUGCUGUAACGUGUGAAGAGUAUUUCUGUAUCACAUGUAAAGCUGUUGAUGCUGCUGGUUUGUGAAGCAUUAAAAAGCCUGUUUUUGCUCCGUCUUCGUU